AUGGAACCAAAAUGGCCGCGUUCCGGCAAUGAAGCAAACAAUUUUACCGAAAAAGACAAUGAUGUAAAUAUUAACUUUAUUAAUAACUGGGCAAAGGGCGAGAUAAAUUCUAUAAAUUCAGGAGCACUAACUGAAUUUGAUCCCAGUUAUGUAAAUAAAAAAGAAGACAGCCUCAGUAUGACGGACAAGGAACAAGAAGAAGAAAGCAAUGAAGAAGCCAUUGAGUUUGUCAAUGAUAUAAUUUUCGAGCAAGUAAAACCUGUCGCUGAUUUUACCUUCAAUUUAGACGGUGAAAUUGACUCUAAAAAUAAUUCCGAGGCUCCAAAGCGACCUGAUAGUCUUUUUGAUGCGCCAAUCAAGAAUCAGCAGCUGGCAAAUGGCACCAAUAAAUGUUUGAGAGUGAAGUUCAGCUCUAAGAAGCGGAAGAAGUCUUCCAGAUCGAAGAAAGAAAUCAGCAAGGAGCAGCCAAGCCCGUCUUCAAUUUCUACUUCUAGCUGCUCGCCAUCAACAGGAGUGAGUUCUGAUGAAGACAAUUCUAGUUUUGAGCAGUUCGCGGAAGCGCGUCCGCCUGACGGAGGCUGGGGCUGGGUGGUCGUCGCGGCGGCUUUCAUGGUCAACUUAAUAGCCGACGGAAUCACCUUUUCAUUCGGAGUAAUUUAUGUGGAGUUUCUGAACUACUUCGGCGAGGGAAAGUCCAAGACCGCGUGGAUCGGGUCGUUGUUCAUGGCGAUGCCGCUGCUGUCGGGACCGGUGGCGAGCUUUUUGACGGACCGCUACGGAUGUAGAAGAGUGUCUAUCGCAGGAAGUAUCCUGGCGACGUUGGGGUUCGUGAUAAGCUCGUUCACCAGCUCGAUGGGCGUGCUGAUCUUCACUUUUGGAGUGGUAGCAGGUUUUGGACUGUCCCUGUGCUUCGUAGCGGCGGUAGUGAUUGUCGCUUACUACUUCGACAAGAAGAGAUCUUUUGCCACGGGUCUCUCCGUCUGCGGGAGCGGCAUCGGGACCUUCAUCUUUGCCCCGGUGACGCAGUACUUGCUAGCGGAGUACGGCUGGCGAGGAACUACGCUGAUUCUCGCGGGGCUGUUCUUUAAUUUGGCUGUCUGCGGGUCGCCGCACAUCGGGAACUCGGUCUCUGCUAAUCCAGUGGACGCUGACUGUCUCAGGAGGAUUCACAAGGAAGACAACAACGGCAAGCUCUUUUCUAGUCUUCUUACCUUGCCGACGUUCUUGAAGAACGGAGACCAGGUUCCUCUGGAGGUCCUUGAUCUUUUGUCGACGCGUAAAGAUGUUUAUAAUGUCUUGAUGCACAACUAUCCCAGGCUCUUGACUUCCUCGAGGAGCAUCAGCGACUCCGCGACGCUAAAUGACAUGGCAAACUGCCCAACUGUAACCGGCAGCCCUCAUAGUCUAGACGCCCAGCAGACUACUCAUCAAAAACAGUUCAAGUUUCUUAAUAAACAGCACAAACAUAUUAGCAAAAAAUUAAAUACUGUUAAGUUAAGUUCAGAUAAAGUUUCGAGCUCGGAACUCCAGAACAACGACGAAAUUGCCUUCAAUAUUGCUUAUUUAUGGUGGCUCAAUAAAAAUGACGCUGGGCCUUUAAAAAGAUCCGCGACUCUUGAGGCACAUCGGAGAGUCGCACCGGCUUAUUUAAAAAAUGUCAGAGUUCACAGGCACAGUCUGACUUACCGGGGUGCUAUGCUCAAUAUCAAUAGAUACCGCUUACGGGCAUCCAGUUGUCCGGAUAUUUAUAGAAAUUCAAUGACAACUAUUGCUAAGACUAAAUUUGUCUGGUACUCUGGUCUCUGGGAGUUUUGGGAUCUGCUCGUGGACAUGCUUGACUUUUCCCACUUUGCUGUUUCUAAGUUUCUUCUUUUUUCCAUUAGCAAUUUUCUGCUACACACUUGGUACGACGUGCCUUAUGUUUAUCUUACCGACAAUGCUAUUGAGAUGGGCUUCAGUGAGACCGAUGCGUCUAUUUUGAUUUCUGUUAUUGGAAUCGCUAAUAUGUUUGGCGAGAUUUUUCUUGGAUGGGCUGGAGACAGAGCGUGGGUUAACGCGUCAAUUGUCUACGCGCUUUGCAUGAUUUGUUGUGGUAUCGCUACAAGCUUAAUACCACUCGUUGAUGGUAAUUACUAUGCACUGUGCUCAGUAGCAGGAGCUUUUGGAAUAUUUAUCGCUGCUAAUUACAGUCUUACGAGUAUUAUACUUGUUGAAGUUAUUACACUUGAACGAUUUACCAAUGCUUAUGGGUUACUUCUUCUUGUUCAAGGGAUUGCUAAUCUCAUGGGUCCACCUUUAGCUGGCUGGCUCUAUGACAUUACCGGAACGUAUGAUUUAUCAUUUUAUCUCGCGGGAUUUUUCAUUGCUCUGAGCGGUGUUCUUCUGAUGGUAAUGCCGCUAAUGGGUUAUUACAAAAAAUGCAUUAGUAGAAAUAAUGCUGACGUACCAAGAGAUGAAUUAUCUGAAAUAAAUAGUGUAUGA
Cotesia congregata is the source of this 2481-nucleotide messenger RNA. Lineage: Eukaryota; Metazoa; Arthropoda; Insecta; Hymenoptera; Braconidae. The record is from the annotation of a GenBank genome assembly.